Lolium perenne is the source of this 580-nucleotide messenger RNA. RefSeq names its product transcription factor MYB35-like. The record is from RefSeq and is a predicted model, not a curated record. NCBI's taxonomy places the organism in Eukaryota, Viridiplantae, Streptophyta, Magnoliopsida, Poales, Poaceae.
GAAGGUGCCGGAGAUGGGGCGGCCGCCGUGCUGCGACAAGGCGAACGUGAAGAAGGGGCCGUGGACGCCGGAGGAGGACGCCAAGCUGCUGGCGUACACCUCCAACCAUGGGACCGGCAACUGGACCUCCGUUCCCCAGAGGGCAGGGUUGAAGCGGUGCGGGAAGAGCUGCAGGCUGAGGUACACCAACUACCUGAGGCCAAACCUGAAGCAUGAGAACUUCACGCAGGAGGAGGAGGACCUCAUCGUCACCCUCCACUCCAUGCUCGGAAGCAGGUGGUCUCUGAUCGCGAACCAGCUGCCGGGGCGGACGGACAACGACGUGAAGAACUACUGGAACACCAAGCUUAGCAAGAAGCUGCGGCAGCGGGGCAUCGACCCCAUCACCCACCGCCCCAUCACCGAACUCAUGCAGAGCAUCGGCACCCUCGCCAUCCGCCCUCCGCCCACCGCCGCCGGCGCCUCCUCUGUGGCUCCCCUGCAGACUAUGGGAGUGGCGUCCAGGACCGGCCCUGCUGCGGCGGCGGGUAAGCGGGCCUGCACCAAGAACAUACGCUACGCAUAAGGAGAAUGGGCCGUG